UACAUUGGCGUCACGUGACUGCGUAUCUUGGCCAAUGGCACGCGCCGCUCGUUUUAACGACGUUAAAUGUCAGAUAUUCGGCUAUAAACUAGAAUCUCGCGCUCAGGCCCGGCGAAAUGGGCGAGCAUAACCUCCUCAAUAGCGGGUUUGUGGGACCUUUGGUGAACAUCCACACCGGAGACGCGUUUUACCUCCACAACUUCCGGUCAUCUGCGGCUCUUCCUUCCCUCCCUUACGCGAGACGGGACAAUGUUUGGACUCAACCGGAGCCGUGCAACGGAUACAUGCAGCCGUUUUUUGGCAACCCGGUGUCCCUGAACCCCACGCUUAACCGAGCGUGCGAGAUUGCGCGGCAAGAAGAGACCAAAUGCUUUUACAGUGGAAGUGGAGGUGGAGGAUGUAACAUCCGGGAGAACUGUGCCAACGUUAAACGAGAUGACAGGACGAGAGACGACUCCUCUGUGCCCGUAGUGAGAGACCACGGACUGGCAGAUGCUAGCAUGAUGGGCUACGGAUACGUUACAGAGCAAGUGAGCCAGAAUCCUCCAUCCUGUCACUCCAUGCAGUCGGAGUCGGGGUCAUCGCACCACGAAACGGAAAAAGUGUCGUGCAACAUCGCUCAUUCCUUAGGACCUCAUGCAUGCAGCACAAACCAAGCUGGAGGUGAGGAAGUUAACGUUUAUUAUUAUAAAUGUGUGCACUUACAGCUGGUCUUAACGUUACAGAGACACUACUUGCUUUUUCUCCCCGCCCCCCCUCCCCCCUCCCCCCUCCCCCCUCACCUGUUCUCAGGUGCUCCGUGGUACCCGGCGCACGCGCGGAACCGGAAGAAGCGGAAGCCCUAUUCCAAACUGCAGCUGGCCGAGCUCGAGGGCGAGUUCAUGCUCAACGAAUUCAUAACGCGACAGCGGAGGAAGGAGCUUUCGGACCGACUCAAUUUAUCCGACCAACAAGUGAAGAUCUGGUUUCAGAACCGACGCAUGAAGAAGAAAAGACUGAUGUUGAGAGAACAGGCUCUGUCUUUCUUUUAG
Ictalurus furcatus (blue catfish) is the source of this 1031-nucleotide messenger RNA. Its product is annotated as homeobox protein Hox-C12a-like. The transcript has 2 exons. The coding region runs from base 117 to 1031 and encodes 304 amino acids. Gene Ontology annotation, biological process: regulation of DNA-templated transcription. Gene Ontology annotation, molecular function: DNA-binding transcription factor activity, RNA polymerase II-specific; sequence-specific double-stranded DNA binding. The record is from RefSeq and is a predicted model, not a curated record. NCBI's taxonomy places the organism in Eukaryota, Metazoa, Chordata, Actinopteri, Siluriformes, Ictaluridae.